UGCUAUCAUGGCGUCGCUACCAACUGUCACGACUGCUUCGUCCUCUCCAAAGACUGGACAGCAGAAAAGUAUCGUCGAGGUGUUGCAAGAUAUUCAAAAGAGAAUCCAGGGAUAUGGCCUAGGUCCGUACACUCCAGAGCAAGCAAAGGAAGUUGAACGGCUUAAGGUUCUUUUUCGUAGACUGAAGGCAGAAAAUGAAAAGGCAAUCCAGGAAGGCAAGAUAGCUGUGAUGAGAACAACAACUGUUAUGACACCUGUCACUCAGGUCUUGGUACCUACUCAUGUGGCAGCACCCAACACCAUGCAGAUGACAAAGAUUGCUCCUGCAACCACAGCAUUACCAAACCAACAGACUACUGUCCUUCCUGCAACCACUGUCACUGGUGGAAUCCCUGUUGGUCAGGCCUCACUGGCCGCAAAGACUAUUCUCCCUCAGACGACUACUUUGCAACCAAUUCAGCCUCAAAAUGUGGUCAUUAAUCCAGCAUCCAUUCAACAGCUUCAGAGAACUGCAGAUGGAAUUCAACGUACAGUGAAGUCACCUCAACCUACCACUCUUCAAGUCACACAGACUCUAGCACCUGGACAGCAGAUAGCAGUCAGAACUGUCGCCCCAGCACAACCAGGACAAGGCAUUAAACCCACAGUUACUCUAACAAACAGACCCAUGCAAGUGGCUUCAGGUGUGACCCAGACUGUAACUCUACAGAGGCAUUUAGCACCUAACAAGUCCCCUGUUCACAUGCCAAUCACACUUGCUCCAUCAGGGACAGUAUCUGCAGCUGUACCAUCAGGGGGACAUGUUACCAACAUCGCACCAGCACCAAUAUCAGCUGCUGUGUCUAAAGGAAUUUCAACACAAGCUGCUGGAACAGCCCUGAGGGGGGACAGUAGUAGCCCGGCACCGAACCAAGUUCUGACCAAACGACGACUGCAAGACUUGCUUCACGAGAUUGACCCUCGAGAACAGAUGGACGAUGAUGUUGAGGAUCUGUUACUGCAGAUUGCAGAUGACUUUAUAGAAAGUGUUGUAACGGCUUCCUGUCAGAUCGCUAAGCAUCGAAAAUCAAACACAUUAGAAGUACGAGAUGUUCAGCUGCACCUAGAAAGGUGUUGGAACAUGUGGAUCCCUGGAUUUGGCAGCGAUGAACUUCGACCGUUUAAGAAACAGGCCACUACAGAAGCUCACAAACAGAGGUUGGCCUUGAUACGAAAAUCGAUGAAGAAGUAAUACAGACGCUAUGUUAUCUUGUACGUAAAUUGUUAUUUAUGAUGAUGCACGAUAUAAGAGGUGCUGGUUUUAUUGUUUAAGGGAGAGCUCACAGUUUAAAAAGUAUGGCGUUUGUUGAUAGGUUGAUGGCUCUCGUUGAUUUCUUCUUCCUGUUACUGUAGUGAUGUUAAGUUUACUUUGAUUAAGAAAUUUUCCUACCCCGACAUCAAGAGAAUUCGGCAUAAAUAUUUCAAGCCAUUUGACUUGAAAUUAUUUGCAAUUUCAAACAAGUGCGCAAGAGCAUGGGAAUUAAAGGCAAUUAUAUCAAAAGCAGUAGUUAACACCUUUCAAGCUCCCAGGAUCUAAUUGUUAAUUCUCCCUUACCUUAUACACAUUUCUCUUUAAAUAAGUUAUGAAAAUUUGCUGCUAGAGCAAGAUGACAACUUCCAUCCGAUAAGUUUGAGUAUUCUCGUUACCUGUUUGCAGGAUAAUGUAUAGAUGUUAUCGGGAGAAGUUACAUUUUAAUCACUUCUUGGGGUUAAAGAGUUGAACUCCAGAAGAACGGCCAGUUCGAAAUACAGGAGAGAAAAAUCCAUGAGCUUUCAGAAAUCCUUUUUUAUUUCUUAUGCUUCGCACGAGGAAAAGCCCUCAAAAGACCCAAGGGGGAUGUCGCAAACGAUUAGUUGAGUACGAAGAAAAUUGGCUUUGCACGAGCGGGUUACAUAUUGUGGUACAUUGUGCGUCUGUUAUCUGCAAGAACACAACGUAAUUCACGAAAUUUUCUCAGCCCGAUGGGAAAUUUCCAUAUCUCUUUUUAUAGCUAAAUCAUCUAGUUUUUUCACUCGUUUAAAUUCUGAUACCAAGAAAGAAAUUACAUAACUUUACUGAUAGAAAAUAAUUAAUAGAUUAUAGCGCAAUUUUCAUUCACGU
Molecule: messenger RNA, 2140 nt
Organism: Pocillopora damicornis (cauliflower coral)
Lineage: Eukaryota; Metazoa; Cnidaria; Anthozoa; Scleractinia; Pocilloporidae
Biological process (GO): DNA-templated transcription initiation; RNA polymerase II preinitiation complex assembly
Cellular component (GO): transcription factor TFIID complex; SAGA complex
Molecular function (GO): DNA binding; TBP-class protein binding; protein heterodimerization activity
Source: RefSeq, a predicted model, not a curated record